UACGGAAGCGGAACAUUUUUGCUUUCGAUAGUUGCACCCGGAACUAUUUCUCUGGUACUCCACCAUGGCCGCCGUGAUGAAGGCACAUGUUGACGUCCUGGUAGAUAAUGAUGAUACAGGCUCUGCUUUGGAGGACACAAAUGAGCUGAGGAACUCAGAAGGAGAAAGUGAUGAACAAAUGUCAGCUAAUGAAGAAUCUGACGAAGGGAGUAACGUGGAGAAUGAAGAUGGAGGCCUGGGUGAUGAUGAUGACGACGACGAUGAUGGUGGUGGUGAAGAUCAAGGCAAUGCUAACGCUGGCUGGGCACAGGCCAUGGCCCAAAUUUUGGGUAAAAAACCCAAGAAUAAAACCACCAUUUUGGCAAAUAACAGUCAACUAAAAAAAGCGAAGGCAAAAGAAAAAUUGGAACAGCAGGAGAGAAGAAAGCAGAUUGACAAAAAGCGAGCGUGGGAGAUGAUGUGCAGAGUGAAACCGGACAUUGUACUGGACCGUGAGGCUGAAAGGGCUCUGCAGAGAACUGCCACCAGAGGAGUCGUGCAGCUAUUCAACGCUGUGAGGAGUCACCAGAAGAAUAUUGAUGACAAAGUGAAGAAAGAGGCUGGUGGCUCUGAGAGGAAGAAGGCCAAAAUACUUUCCUCUGUUUCCAAAAAAGACUUCAUCGAUGUACUGAGGCGAACAGACGGUGGCAGCAGCGUCAAAGUCAAGGAAGAAAAGAGCGCUACUCAGGCGGAUGAGAAACCUGCAUGGAGCGUCCUCAGAGACGACUACAUGAUGGGGGCCACUAUGAAAGACUGGGACAAACAGAGCGAUCAAGAGGAAACUGGAGGGAAAGGUUCAGAUGAAAAUGAUUCAGACUGACACCAUGCAUGGAGACUUCAGUGACUUUUUUCGCAACAUUGUUGACUGAAAACACAAAUGACACAACACAUCCAGAGGACUGUAAAGUCACUGGCCUGCAGGGGGCAGACUUGGUUCUGUUGAGGAAAAAAAUUAGACGAUAUCAUCAGACUAAGGCCUAUUCUAAAAAGAUGAACCAAUAAAAACGAAAUCAUGAAAAACAUAGAUAAAAUGUGAAAAAUGAUAAGGUUUUUAAAAAAGGUAACAUUUUUGUACCAGUUAAGAACUAUAGUUUCCAAGUACACCAUUCUGUCAGUGCUUCAGUUUGUGACCAGGUUGUGUACAAAAUGUUAUGUAAAUAUCACUGUUUUGUACAGUACGGAUUUAAUAAAAAGCUGUGUUUUGCUGG
Entelurus aequoreus (snake pipefish) is the source of this 1247-nucleotide messenger RNA. It is a transcript of the gene rrp15, whose product is annotated as ribosomal RNA processing 15 homolog. NCBI's taxonomy places the organism in Eukaryota, Metazoa, Chordata, Actinopteri, Syngnathiformes, Syngnathidae. Gene Ontology annotation, cellular component: preribosome, large subunit precursor. The transcript has 5 exons. Gene Ontology annotation, biological process: maturation of 5.8S rRNA; maturation of LSU-rRNA. The record is from RefSeq and is a predicted model, not a curated record. Bases 65 to 859 code for a protein of 264 amino acids.